Molecule: messenger RNA, 1654 nt
Organism: Panicum virgatum (switchgrass)
Lineage: Eukaryota; Viridiplantae; Streptophyta; Magnoliopsida; Poales; Poaceae
Product: transcription factor MYC2-like
Exons: 4
Coding region: 108-1190 (360 amino acids)
Molecular function (GO): protein dimerization activity
Source: RefSeq, a predicted model, not a curated record
AGCUGCGCUUGCUUGCUCAGUGGUGCUCACUAGUAUUCUCAGUAUCCGCCCAGGAAGGAAGGUAGCUAAGCUAGCGUUUGCCGGCCGGCCGGCGAUCUCGAGCUCCCAUGGACGGCGGCGGCGAUUAUCCUGCUUCGUUCUGCGGUGAUGAGCGCAGCCGCGGCUCGGCGCUGCAGCAGGAGCAGGACCUGCCGAUCACGGAGGAGCAGCUUCAACAGAUCUACCUGCUGAUGGACAUGGAGGAGCAAGGGCACGCGGAGCCGCCCCCCUCGUCGCAGUCGUCGACGUUCCCUGCUGCCUCCUUCUCUGCAAGUCCCGACGAGGCCUCGUCGCUCAUCAUGCCGGGGAGCAGCAGCCUUCUCGACACGAUCCCAAAUCUGGAAGAACUUAUUGCGUGCCAAGAAGGACUUCAUGGGCGAGAUCGGCGCAGGAACGGCGGCCAUGAUGCUCGCGGCGCGUUCAUGCCGUACAGCCGCCACCUCAGCACGAGGAAGAGGCCCAAGCCAGGCGCCGGCGGCGCCGGCGGGCAGAGGGCGAUCAAGGCGGCCAUGUCAGCCUUGGCGAGGAUGCACAUGGCCAGGCUCGCCCAGUGGCAGCGCUACCAGAUGGAGAUGGCGGCGGCGGUGGCGCCGCCCACCGCCAUCUCCAGCGACAACCAGCUGCAGCACGUUUUGUCGGAGCGCAAGCGGCGGGAGAAGCUCAAUGACAGCUUCAAGGCUCUCAAGGCAGUGCUACCCCCUGCGCCCAAGAAAGAUAAGGCAUCCAUACUGAUCAGAGCAAGGGACUAUGUGAACACUCUCAAGUCUAGAUUGUCUGAGCUAGAGGAGAGGAACAGAAGGCUGGUAGAAUUGAUGCAGCGCCAAUGCGACGAUGGGGGUGAUCGAGAUGAUGUUUCCGAUGAAAAGAUUGAAGUAGAUAUCAACAGAGCAGCAGCAGCAGACGAAACAUCACAUGAAUUUCACCUGAAGAUUGUGGUGAGGUCAGGGUGCAAUGCCAUGGAUGCUGUAGUUGCUAUACUUGAGUGCCUCAAGGAGCUAGGGGACGUCAGAUUGGCGGCCGCGGACACGGGCCGCAGAGCCACAACCUUAGCAUUACAAAUGAAGACUAGCGGAUGCGAUGAUAAUUUCCUGAAAGAAUCAGUUAUCAAGAAUGUCAAGGGUGUGAUGCAGUCAAAGAUAGAGACAGCCUAAGCUUCUCUGCUCCUUCGGUUGAAAUGGGAUCCGAUUGACUUUUGUGGUUUUUAAGAAGACCAAAUAAGCAAAUGACCAAGCAGUGAAUGCAAUCAGCCAAAAUGUCCAACAUAUGGACAUGUUCAGGGAGACUGAGUUGCUAUUAUUGAUUAUUGAGCUGAAUGUGGAGGUCAAUGGAGGAACGAAGAAAAAGCUUUGUGAUGACGUUCAAUUUUGAUUGGUAUCCUGAUGAGACUGUUCCUGUAACAGUACACAGUUACUUCACAGAAGAAACCUGUGAGAAAAAAAAAUAUGAACAUGUAAAAGAACUAUGCAUGCAUGUAAACAAAACUGAAAAAAGAUCUUGUUGUCUGUGAUGCUGAAGACUUACGUCAAUGCUUACGAGUAGGUGCCACUGAGCUGUCUGAAGAGUUUGAAAAUAUAAGUACGUAGCAACAAUGAUGAAAGAUGAUCACUUGAGAUUC